GCUGGUGAGACCGGCGGCCUCCUGCAUGAUGUCGUGCCCAGGGUCAGGUGAUCCCCACCUCCCUGUGGGCACCAGAUACAUCUAUCAGUUUUCCACCAACACCAGUACUGGCCUGCAGGGGGACCCAGUGGAGGGGAGCGGCCUUGGCCUCCAAGGCUUGGUCAUCAUCGAUGUGCUGGGCCCGUGCCAGAUGGCCUUAUGGCUCCAAGAAUUCCAGGUGACAUCUAUCCUGGGGUCCGAGGUGGCAGUUCUGAAGGACUCAGAGAAUUUGAGCGCCGCCCUCGGCCGCCACCCGCUGCGCUUUGCCCUGCAGGCAGGGCGCGUGGCCCGCCUGUGUCCCCGCCGCGCAGAGCCGCGCUGGGCGCUGAACGUGAAGCGCGCAGUGCUGAGCCUCCUACAGGGGCUCCCGGACGCUGGCGGCCCCCAGACCCUCGAAGAGAUGGACGUCCUGGGCAGGUGUCCCACCACGUACCAGCCACAGGGUGCCCGACUGCGCAAGACCAAGGACUUGGCCCGCUGCUCCCUGCGCCGAGUGCGCUCCUUCCUGCGCUCCCAGGCCCUGCCGCGGGAGGAGGCUGGCCUGGCCUCCCGCCUCAUCUGCCUCCAGAGUUUCCAGGCUGGUGUGCUGAGGGAGGCCUCCUGCACGGAGCUGGACACUGUGGGGCCCCUCUCGGAGAAGGCAAGUGCUGUGCAGAUGCGGACCCUUAACUCGAUCACCCUGCUGCGUGAGAUGUCCCUGGAGCCAGAUGUCACAGUGCUUCCUAUAUCAGAUCCAGAUGAUGGAGAUGUGACUCCAAGCAGACUGUUGUACGAAUGGGAGGAAACACCGUCUCAGGCUACGGUGGUCAUGGUGGCCACAUCAGUGAGGAAACUGUGUCUGGCUCAGACCACAAGCUUUGAGGCUGCAGAACUGUUCUCGACGCUGGUGUCCGAGCUCCAGGGCCUCUCCCCAGACGAGCUGAGGAUACUCUGGAGACAGUCUUCCUUUAAAUGCCGGGACAACUGGCAGCCACUGGUGGACGCCCUGCCCUCCUGCGGCACCGAGCCCUGUGUGGGCCUCAUGAAGGACCUCAUCGUGUCGGGGGAGGUGGAGGCGGACGAGAUGGAGGCGUGGCUCUGGUCGCUGGCCUUUGUCCCGCAGCCCACAGAUGCCAUGGUCCACACGCUGCUGCCUCUUCUGCAGACCUCGGGGACCAGCCCCAGUGCCCUCCUUGGUGUCUCGGCCCUGACGCACAACCUCUGUGCCUCCCUGGAUGGGCCCUGUGGACACCUGCCUGGUGUCAGCUCCCUCGUGAGGAUGCUGGAAGAGGCCUUGGGGGCCAACUGCACCUUCCGGGAGCCAUCAGACCCUGAGCAGCUCCAGCUUGUGCUGAAGGCGAUUGGCAAUGCGGGCCUGGCGGCCACGGCUCUCACCCCAACACUAAGUACCUACGCAUCUCAGAGGGACUGCCCCCCUGAGGUCCGCCUGGGGGCCAUCCAGGCCUUCCGGAGGGUCCCCUGCUCUGCAGAUCGAACUGCACUCUCCCAUCUAUACCAAAACCCUGAGGAGGAUGCCGAGAUCCGCAUCAAUGCCUACCUGGCCCUGAUGAGAUGCCCUGGCGAGGCCGUGUUUGCGCAGGUGCGGCGGACCCAGGCAGCCGAGCAGUCCACCCAGGUGGGUUCCUUUGUGUGGAGUCACCUGACACAGCUGCUGGAGACCGGCGACCCCCUGAAGCGAGCUCUCCAGGACGCCCUCCCCGAGGACAUCCUGAGCCGGGAGUUCCAGCCAGAGGCCUGGAAACACUCGUCCUAUUCUGAUGUCACCUUCCGCUCUGUGUCUGGCAGCCUGGGAGCCAACCUGGAGAGGACCAUUCUCUUUUCUCCAGCCUCCUUCCUCCCCCGCUCUGCCACGACCAACCUGACCAUCCACGUUCUAGGUCAUGCCUUCAACCUCCUGGAGCUUGGCCUCCGGCUGGAAAAUGCAGAGAAAAUCGUCCACAGGCUGUUUGGCAGCAAGUCCUUCUGGGGACAGGAAGAGGAGACACAGGCCCAGCCAGAGAAAUCCCCAGAGCCGGAACCAGAGCCCACACCAUGGGGACCCCACCCUGACUGUCCAGGAGAAAGGUCCAGAAAGCUGAGAGACAUACAGCAGAAGGUGGCCCGGAGGCGUGCAGAGCGGCAGGCGCUGCGGUGCGAGCUGAGUGUGAAGGUGUUCGGGCACGAGCUGAGCUUCGUGAACUGCGCGGCGAUGGCCAGCCGUGUGAACCACCCGUCCUUGAACCUGGCCGAGUUGGCCGUCAAGCUCCUGAAGGGGCAGGAGGUCCAGGUGACCCGGAGGCUGAACCUAGCGGUGCAGGAGCUCACCUUUCCCACCAUAUCCGGCCUUCCCGCCCGGCUGACCCUCAAUGCCUCGGCUGCCGCCAGCUUCCAAGUCCGGGGGACUGCCAACUUCCAGCACCCUCUGGAUUUCUCUGUGAAUGGUUACGUCAAGCCCAGUGCCCUGCUCUGGAUCUCGGCGCAGAUGGGUACAACCGGUGUCCUGGGGCGGGCCGGGCUGCAGUGGGUGACCAGCGUCCGUGGCGCUGCCAGUCUGGAUGGGGGGAUCCACGCAAGGAAGGGCCGGGAUCUCAAGGUGCAUCUGAACACCCCAGAGGCGGCUGUGGAGCUCCUCAGCUUCAGCUCUAAGCUGUAUCUCGUCACUGGGGACGGCGUGAGGAGCCUCAGUAACGCCCACAACCCUUCAGAGGCCCAGUCCUGUACUGACGAGAAAGCAUCCCGGACCUGGGGCUGGCAGCUGUGCACGGAAGUCACCUGGCCGGCAGCAGGGCAGCCCUACCUGCUCUCGGUGCCUGUGCUCGUGGCUGUGAUGCUGACGAAGCAGGACCGGGGCCUCCGACAGUAUCUGCUGGAAGCUACCUAUACCUUCCAACCCCAGAAGGACAGCUGGCUCCCUCAGGAAGCUUCGGCUCACCUCUUCAUGGGCACGCCCAAAUCAGAGGUGCCCAGGGACGUCGGGGUGGACGUCAGGUACAGCUUGCCCCAGGGGAAGUUCCGCCUCAAGCUUCUGCAUCCCAGGAAGAAAAUGCAGCUGGAUGGAAAGAUCGAGACUCUGCAGAGCACUUGUGUGGGUCACCUGGAGCUGAUACUGGAUGACAGGGACGUCUACUACAUUAAGGGCCGGAGCGACCUGUGGCCAGCAGCUGGCGGUGAGGCCCAGCGGUUUGAGGCCCAGCUGGAGGGGAAGCUGGUGACGGCAGGCAGCCCUGUGGCCCUCCUGGCGAACCUCAGCCGGCAGGCCGGCCGCAAGUUGGCCUUCUCCGUGUCACUGAGCAACCUGCUGAGCGACGAGGCCCACCUGUCAGUGCGGCUCGAGAGGAAGGCAGAGGACGGGCUGCAGGUGGUGGCCGUGGGCAGCGAGCUCUCUGUGCCCGGUGUGGUGGCACUGCACCUGGUGGGCCUACUGCGGACACACCGCGGCCUCUGGACCAGCUCCCUGAGGAUUAAGUACGGCCUCCUGGGUCAGGCAAGGCAGCUGGCCCAUGAGUGCAGCACCAGCCAGAAGCUGCGGGCACAGAGUGGCUCACAGGCGACCUACGAGCUGGAGCUGGACCAUGAGCUCCACUGCACGCAGACCCCAGUCCUCAGCCACAAGGUUCAGGUGCGGCAUGAGGAGGGCGUGGGCUCCCUGCACUCCCAGUUGGAGGCGAGCUACGGCGUGCGUUGGAACCAGAGCAGCGGUAAGAGGCAGCUUCGCAUCAGCCAGACCUUCCAGAACAACUCGGGUCCGGCCCUGAGCAAUUACUUUGUGGAGUUUGUGCUGCAGGUGCCUGACAGGCAGGUGAGUUACCGAAUGCAGCUGUAUCACUCAAGCCUUCGCCAGCCACACGUGGAGAGCAACACACACCUGAAGAUGCAGUACAAUGGGCGGCUGCCCCUCGUGGCAGGUUUGCAGUGGAAGGACACGUCUCGCGCUACCCUGUGGAAGUGGGAAGGAGCCUUGAACCUGGACUGUCCGUGGCUGACGGUCACCGUGGCUCACAGGCUGUACUGGCCGCACCGACCCACGUUCCAGGCUGUCCUGGAGCUGACGCUGGGCAAGGCCUGGACCCUCAAGAACCUGGUGAUGAAUGUGGCCUACAGGAACCAGGGCCUCAGCGGGGAGGGCAGGAUCCACAUCUAUACCCGGGAUACCACUUACCUUCGGGUAUCCAUGGUAACGACCAUGGCCCAGAGCCUCUUCCGCAGCCGGAGUGAAAUAGAGUCAGCCUGGACUGCCACAGUGCAGAGCGAGAUCCACGCGGAGAGCAGCCAGGGCCUUAAGAUACUUCACUGCUGGUUAAAGGGCCCCGUGCAGGAGAUGAACCUAACAGCUGUCUACAGGCACACGGAGCAGCCCCGGAAGACCCACGUGUCGUUGACGGCUCUGGUGACCAGCGCCAGGGGCCAGCCUCGGGGCCUGGUGUUGGAGGGCAACCUGAAGGAGGGGACGCACAAUAGGAGCUUGUACCAGAAGCAGGGGACCCUCCUCCUCAGGCAUGCCUUGCCUCUGCCCAUCCCGCAAAAUCUCCUCCUGCUGGAGACCUUCACAGCAGAUGGGCAUCACCAACGAUGCUCCCUGGAAACCAGGCUCGUCCUGAACAGCCAAGAGGAGACCCUGCAGACCAUAGUCCUGGGCUACCAGGCCGGACACCCCUAUGUCUGUGCAGGCCUGACUCACCCGUACGACGGCAAGGCCAUCCCCAGGAAUGUGGAGGGGUGCGCCGUGGCUUGGAGCCAGCAUGCCGCUCAGAGCAGGGAGGUCGAGGCCACUUUGAAAGUCAACCAGAAGGUCGUACUGCACUUAGAGGGUCUGCACCGUGACCGAUCUCAGCGUGGGGAAAUGUGGCACAGCCUGGCGCUGGAUGCAGCUCACGCCUCCCAGCUGAGGCUCCCCCAGGCCCUGCGUUUGGAUGGGGACAUCAUCUUCAGACGGGGUCCCCGGGGAGCAUUUGAUGGCAGCCUGGACACAAGGGCCACCAUCAACCACAACGUCACAUCCCAGGUCUCAGUUCAGAUGAAUGGAUCUGACUCCCACUUGGCAUUCCUCUUCCAGCUCAGACAUCCCCACAGACCAGCAUUUCCUCCAGACUUACAGGUACAGGCAGCUGCCCGACGACACAGAGACCACAGCCUCAGUGGCUCCCUGUCUGUACACACGUCCGGCCAGGAGCUGCUUCUUCUGGAGGCCGACACCAGCCAGGACGCCCGGAGACACAGCUGGGGCUGGGACAUGACAGUCCUCCUCCACCAGGCAGUCUUCAGCGCCCCCCGAGCUGUUCAGCUGCAGCUGUCCAGCAAGGUGGCCCCAGCCAGGGUUUGGCUGUUGUAUAAGGUGCUGGUGGACCAGAGCACGGCUCAGCUGCUCUUCAAGGCCUCCGCAGAGCAGAGGGGAGGCCAGCUCCUGACCCUGCAGAGCCACGCCCAGCACACAGUGGCUGGUUGGACAGCUGUGCCCCGCCUCCUGACCGUCAAGGGCAUGCUAAAGCACAAGGAGACGCUCAGAGAGGGUACCGUCAGGGUCACUGCUGACUCAGCCGUUCUGGGCUUCCUCCUGCGGGACAAGCAUGAGACGGCAGGGAACAGCACCAGCAUACACACCGUGACUGGCAUCCUCACCCAGAACAGCAGCCAGGUCUUGCCAAGAGAGCUCUGGCUGAGAGGGCGUCUGCAGGCCCAGACGGGGAGCCUUGGGGGCCAGGCCCGCCUCCGAGCCGAUGAGGCCAGCCUGGCUCUGGGUGGGGUCUGCGCCUGGGGCCCCGGGCACGGCCAGCUCUCGGGUAGCCUGAGUCACAACAUCAGCACCUUGAGUGAGGCAGGACUCCCCUCGGAGGCAGAGAUGCUCCUGUCACACACCCAUGGGGCUUCUGACCUGUCGGCGAGCCUGGCGCUGUGGAAUGCAUGGGGUCAGCUGGAUGCCGCCCUCAGCCUGGAUGGCCCGGCCCCUGGAGCCCCGGGCAGCCGGCUCCACGCCAGCCUGGCCCACACAGUGCCUGGCCUCGGGCGCUGGGGCCUCCCCUUCUCCGUGGACGGCCAAGGCCACUUCCAGAGCAUGGGACACCGCGUGGUGGCUGGGCUGAUGGCAAGCGUGGAUGGCGAGCAGCUCCGUGUGGUCCUAGAGACGAGGCGACAGAGCGGCCACCACGGGCUAGUCCUGGGGCUGCACCACGGCCUCUCAGCGCUGCUGGGCACCGUGCCCGCUCGGCUCUGGGUCAACUGCAGCGGAGACGCCUCUCCCACCCAGCUCUCAGGGCUUUGCAAGGGGGACUUUGCGGGGCAGCCUCUUGAGGCCUCUGUGGACGUUCCCAGCAGCGGUUCCAGCUUCCAGCAUUCCGGAUGCAUCUCAGCAGGGCCCAUGUCUGUGAACUACUCCGUGAGUGGCCGUCACCGUGCGGGACACCUGCAGCUCUCUGGCUGGAGCGAGCACAACAGCGUGACCCUGUUGCAGGCCGGGCUCCCAGGCCAGGCCCGCCUGAGCGCCAAGCUGCAGACACACGAGACCCAGACCCGGGCCAGCGUGGCCCUCCACGGAGGGGAUGGUGGUGUCAGCAUGGACGUGGCAGCCCUGGUGUCCUGGCCGGUGAAUGGCUCCCUGGAGCUGCUGGUGAACGCCAGCCAUGCGGCCCCCGCUCUCUGGAGGCUGGGCCUGCCCUCGACCACCCAGUUCGUGUUCCAGAAGCUCUGGGCAGAGGAACAGAUGCUGUCUUCCCUACGGCUGACCUGCGAUUCUCAAGCCAGCCUGGUCCUCGACGUGCGUGGCCAGAGCCAUGAGUUCCGGAAAGAGCUGCAGCUGUCCGGCCGGCACAGCCUCCCCGCCCUCCUGGGCCGCUUCCCCCGCAGAGCCUCAGCCUCAGCCAAGCUACAGUAUUUGGAGCGUGAGGCUGAGAGCACGAUUUUCUUCGAGGGGGAGGACCAUCAUUUCCAUGUGGGCACCAGGCUGGUGAUGACAAAGGCCAGUGUCACCAACACCAUCAGGCUGAAGCAGACCUUCCCCCAGCUCAGAGCCCUUCCCAGGCAGCUGGUCCUGCAGACCUUGUACAAGACAGCCCGCGGGACCCACAUUCUGCACCAGACAGUUCUGUGGGAUGAUCAGGAGGCGGUGCUCAACGGGAGCCUCUUGGGGCCCUUCCCCAGGCCCGCUGGGAACCUCAGCGUCCAGGCAGAGCUCACCCACCCACUGCCUCUGUCCCUGUCCCCACCGUGGCGUGGCAGCCUCCAUCUGUCCUGCGAGCACUCACGACACAGACACCGGGAUGACCUGGUCGUGGGCUGGGAUGGCAAGGACCAGGUGCUGGUCUCGUCCUCUCUGCAGCUGGGGAAGGGCAAGCUGGCCGGCCGCCUGGCCCUGGCUCACCCCUUCAGCCUCUCCUUGUGGCGCAUCGAGGCCAGCGGCCUCGCUGAGGGCAGGGGUGGCCGGCGGAGCGCAGAGGUCCAGCUGGCCUGGGACAGAGGGCAGCCCGUGACCUUGCACCUCGCUUGGACCAACAGGUCCUCAGAGUUCAGUACCAUCUGGGAUGGCUGCCUGGCUGCCUCCCCGGGGCAGCUCCAGGAAAUUUGGGGUCUGAGUGCCCUCAGGGCCUGUGGGGCCUUAACACAGACCCCAGCCGUGUUCAGCGAGCAGCUCGAUCUGUCCUGGGACCGACGCCGGGUGCAGCAGAACCUGACGUAUGAGAGGCACUGGCCGUCCCAGCCAGACCGGCUCCACGUACAGGCCGCGCUCGAGCACGUCUUCACCUUCGCCGGCACCUGCGCCACACACCGCCUCCAGGGACAGGUGGAGACCGAUUACGCCCACUGGCUGCACCACUCCCUGCACCUGGGGCUCUGCGACCUGCCCAGGGCUCUCUUAGUCUCUGGGGAGCACACCCUGGGCCACAGUGGGCUUCUGCUGCGUUCCCACUGCCAACUGGGCCUCGCCCCGGACCCAGACCAUGGUCUGCGCCUCAACCUGACCGUCCGCGACCACAGCAAGCCUCGGGCACCAGACUUCUCCGGGGAGCUGGAGAUCCUCAGCCCCAAGGCUCAGCAGCUCAGCCUGCGGGGCCGGCUGUCCACCUCGGCUUCUCAGGCGAGCAUCCAGCUGGAGGGAAUCCUGGACGACGGGGACAAGAAAGUGAGGCUGUCGGUGUCCCAGGCCCAGAGCUGCCUCCAGGCCACUGGGGCCCAUGAGGAAGGACGCCGAGAGGAGAGCGUGCUGCUGCGGGCAUGUGCCCACGGGCGGACGGCCGAGGCGGAGGCCCUGCUCCUGGACGGUGGGCGGCCCGUGCAGCCCCUGGGACGCCUGAGCCUGCAGGCUGCCCCCCAGGUUCUCCGCCUGGCAGCGCACGGCUGCCCCGGAGCCCUGCUGGGCCGCGUGGAGUCCAGGAUCGCAGCCAUUGGGGCCCAGGUGGGAGCCCGGCUGGAGAGGGAGAUCCGAGGCCUGGAUGCCUACAUGGAGAGGUUCUGGCACCUGGUGCGGCCGGCGGGCCCCUCGGAUAGCGCGGUGGGCCCCCUCCUGCAGUUGUCCCACGCAGGCCUGGGGGCCGUGGCGGCGAGUGGCUGGGCAGUGGCCACGGCGUGGGGCCAGAGCCAGGCCCGGCAGGCGCUGACAUACCACUUGCCCCUCUACCUGGACAGGCUGCAGGCGGGGCUGGAGCAGCUGCGGGACGAGCUGGAACGGCCCCUGGCCACGCUGAAGGACGCCUACCUGGAGGUGGCGCCGCAGCCCCUGGAUGAGGUGUGGCGAGAGCGGCUGGAGGGGGCCGUGCGGCUGUGGCAGGCCCUGGCACCCAGGCCCAUCGGGGCAGCCUUGGAGCUGGCCGCCCACCAGAUGCUGUCUUGGGCCGAAGCCACUUUGUCACAGGCCCUGAGGAGGCUCUGUCGGCCCGUGCUGGCCCUGUACCGCUUCUCAGCCAGGGACUGUUCGGUGCUGGUGACUCUGCCGCUGCUGCCCGCGGUGGACGAGCCCCUGGCCGUGGCCCGGGUGACCAGCUACGUGGUGGAGAAGCUGCUGCGGCCGCUCCGAGCGCUGUCCAGGACCAACGUGCUGGCUGAGUACUAUGGGCUCCGGCGCCGCUGGCUGGAGAGCCCCCACGAAUACCACGCUGUGGUGGCCGGAGCCAGGCACGUGGUGACCUUCGAUGGCCAGGUGUGGAGCCUGGGUGUGCGCUGUGGCCGUCUGCUGCUGGCCAAGGACUUUGCCCAUGACACGUUCUCGCUGACGCUGAACCGGGCCCCCUCGGGGCUCCUGUCCUUGUCUGUGGAGUUGAACCGCACCACCCUGGUCGUCUACCCGAGCCUGCAGACCUACAGGCUCCACGACUCCUCCCGGCCGACACAGAGCUGUCCACACGUGGAUCCUCCACCUGCCAAGACAAGGACGGACGUCCCCCGGAUUGAGCUGAGCAGUGAGGACGGCGUCUCUGUCGCCUGUGACGUCCGAGCUGGCCUCUGCAGCCUGACUCUGGGUCUCUGGCUCCACGGGGUGUCUGCUGGCCUUCUGGGCACCAAUGACAACGAGGCAGCCAAUGAGCAGACACUGCCGGAUGGCACAGUGGCCCACAGCCUGGAGGAGCUCGCCCUGGCCUGGCAGGUGGGUGGCGACUGCAAGGCCGUGGAAAAAACUGAGGAAUGCCCCGGCCGGAGCCCCACCUGCUGGGCCUUCUUCCAGGACCCCCGUUCCUGCCUGGGGAACUGCUUCAGGGUGGUGGACCCCGGGCCAUUCCUGAGCCUGUGCGUCCAGGACGCCUGUGGCCCUCAGGAGCUCCACCUGGCCUGUAACCUGGCGGCUGCCUACGUCCACUUGUGUGCCCGGGCCUUCGUGCCCCUGGACCCUCCUCCACAGUGCGGUAAGCCGCCCCAGCCCUCCGUGGAGGAAACUAGUUACUGUCUCUUAGUUCACGGCAUGACAACGGAGUGCCUGUCCGCCCGGCAGGAGCUGAGAGUUAAGACAAAGUGUUGUGCAAAGGAGCACUUACUGAGAAGGAGAUGCCCCAAGACUGCCCUGCCCAAGCCAAGUCCAGUGAGUCCCGAGAGCUGACAGAGGAGACAGUAGCAUAGACAACAAUAAACUCACCUCC
Molecule: messenger RNA, 10073 nt
Organism: Lontra canadensis (Northern American river otter)
Lineage: Eukaryota; Metazoa; Chordata; Mammalia; Carnivora; Mustelidae
Gene: APOLTP
Biological process (GO): lipid transport
Molecular function (GO): lipid carrier activity
Source: RefSeq, a predicted model, not a curated record